This is a messenger RNA of Laetiporus sulphureus 93-53, 665 nucleotides long. RefSeq lists its product as uncharacterized. The record is from RefSeq and is a predicted model, not a curated record. Bases 85 to 354 code for a protein of 89 amino acids. The transcript has a single exon. NCBI's taxonomy places the organism in Eukaryota, Fungi, Basidiomycota, Agaricomycetes, Polyporales, Laetiporaceae.
ACUAGGCUUCAUCCUGUCAAGCCCACAUCAUAAAAUGUGAGGGUACCGGUCCUCGUAUGCGUGAUCCCCCUUUUUCGCAACGCCAUGGUCAAGUCCAAGGAGGACGUCAUCGCGCAGUUCAACGAGCAUGUCAACAUGACGGCCGAUGAGCUGCAGGAGUGGCUGGACGAUCCGAAGAGCGAGAAGGCAGGCACUGGCGUCGGUAUCGAGAGCGGGCAUAAGAUCAUCGAGAUCCUGAAGAAGAACCCGGACAAGGACCCAGAAAAAUACGAUGAGGUGAAGACGUUCUGGUCCGAUUGGUGGGAUUGGGAUUUAUUGACGAGAACGGAACCCAGGGGGAUAUCGAGCAUAUGAGGAAGGUCGUAGGGUAUGUUACGACGGAUUAUUGAGUGGUAUUUUGGCGUGGUUACGAUCUACAUUUGGCGUGCAGAUAUCUCGGCAGACACCUUGCGCAAGAGGGUCAUUUGAAGGAGACGAAGACGAAGGAAGAGCUAGAGAACACAAAGAGCACGAUCAGGUAGUGAUACUCCUAUACUGCGCUCACCAUUUUGCUGACGUAGACCACUAUCAGCUUAAAGAAUUGGGCCCAUGUGAGUCCAUCGUGCACUGCUACGGUCAUUGCAGGCAAUCAUGUCGUGCGUCGCUGACCGCUCUCGACAGGACCC